AUGAGUAUGAGCCUAGAGCACAAACACCACGGCUUGCGACUGCUCGGCAGAUUGGUUACGGGCUCGGUGGCGGCGGGCUCAGCGAAGGUGACUCUCAAGGCCUUGACGCGCUCGGUCCGAGCGGCAGUGCCACGAACAGGCUUGCCGCUUACAGUGUGUCAGGCGGGAAUACCAGCGAAGCUGCGCGAGACGGGGCUGCACGUGAGACCGUGCACGGAAGUAGUGACCGUCCUACAGGACGACCUAGGGGCAAUGAUGCAGAUAGCUGUGGCUGGGAGAAGCUGCCGCGCGAUCUUGGCGAUGAUGCUGCAGGCGCUGGCGGGGGCGAUGCUGGUGUCGGGCUUGGCGCUGUAG
Molecule: messenger RNA, 354 nt
Organism: Phytophthora infestans T30-4
Lineage: Eukaryota; Oomycota; Peronosporomycetes; Peronosporales; Peronosporaceae
Exons: 2
Coding region: 1-354 (117 amino acids)
Source: RefSeq, a predicted model, not a curated record